Molecule: messenger RNA, 2273 nt
Organism: Drosophila teissieri
Lineage: Eukaryota; Metazoa; Arthropoda; Insecta; Diptera; Drosophilidae
Product: facilitated trehalose transporter Tret1-2 homolog
Exons: 6
Coding region: 242-1762 (506 amino acids)
Biological process (GO): transmembrane transport; carbohydrate transport
Cellular component (GO): membrane
Molecular function (GO): sugar transmembrane transporter activity
Source: RefSeq, a predicted model, not a curated record
CAAUCCACUGCCCCCGAGGCAUCCCGUAAAAUUAGUGGAAAAAUCAAAACAAGAAAUAGAAUUAUAUAUAGAAACGCGCUCCGCGAUUGAAAUAAGUGAAAUAGACAAUUGGAUAUAUACAAACCAUAAAGUAGUGUUUUUUACACCAACAAAGAGUCGUCAAAUUCGGCGCAGUGUGUUCUUUCUGCGACCGUCUUAUAUAAGGCGUUGCUGAAGAACCCGGAAAUCGGCCGAACCUCGAAUGGAUUCGGAAAAAGUGGUCCGCGCAAUGGCUCGUUGGUGGCAGACUGUUAGUCAAGAGGACGGGGACUCACGCAAUCCAAUAACCUACGAUCUUCUGCAAGAAAGCGAAUCGAGGACUUCGAAGACCCGGCAAUAUGUGGCGGCUAUGAUAAUUUGUUUGGGUGCGGUUGCUGCAGGAACUGCGUUAUCCUGGACGGCUCCUGUUUUUCCGCAGAUUUCUGCCAGAAACGAGACCAUUAACCAAAGCAGUUUGAAUUCCAGUACUGGAGAUAUUUCCAAUUCGACCUCCACCAAGGACGACUUUCGACUGACCGAAUCGCAAAAAACAUGGGUGGGUGCCAUGUUGCCCUUGGGCGCCCUUUUCGGAGCCCUGCCCUCCGGAUAUAUUGCCGAUACGAUCGGGCGACGUUAUACUGCCAUGGUCAUGGACAUUCCCUUUAUCUUGGCAUGGAUCUCGAUCAGUUUCGCCAAUUCCGUCGGCUGGCUUUACUUGGGAAGAUUUUUAAUCGGUAUCUCAACUGGCAGCUUCUGCGUGGUGGCUCCCAUGUACAUUUCGGAAAUCGCAGAGACCAGCAUUCGUGGCAGUCUAGGCACAUUGUUUCAGUUGCUCCUUACGAUCGGUAUCCUGUUCAUUUACGUGGCAGGAGCUUUGGUCUCAUGGAAAACCCUGAGCAUGCUUUGCCUAGUCAUACCCAUCCUGCUCCUCUUCGGCCUGUUUAUCGUACCAGAAACUCCAGUAUAUCUACUUAAAAGGGGUAAGCGCUCCGAGGCCAAUCGCGCACUAAAAUGGCUGUGGGGAGAUUACUGUAACACCAGUAACGCCAUCCAGGCAAUCCAAAACGACUUGGACCAGAAUGGAGCGGAUGCUUCCUUAAAGGAUUUGUUCAGCAACCGCGCCUCACGGAACGGUAUGGUGAUUUCUGUGCUGUUGAUGGUAUUCCAGCAGUUCUCCGGCAUCAACGCCGUGAUCUUCUUCAUGAACGAGAUCUUUGAGUCAAGCAGCCAACUGAAUCCUGCCGUCUGCACCAUAGUGGUGGGAGUGGUGCAGGUGAUCAUGACCCUGACCUCCUCCCUGCUGAUCGAAAAGGCCGGCCGCAAGAUCCUGCUGAUCUUCAGCAGUACGACUAUGACAGUCUGCCUGGCCAUGCUGGGUGCUUAUAAUACGAUCCAGAGACACACCGAUUUAUCUGAGUCCAUUGGCUGGUUGCCCCUGCUUUGCAUAGUGCUGUUCAUCGUGAGCUUCUCGGUGGGCUACGGCCCCAUUCCCUGGAUGAUGAUGGGUGAACUCUUCAUGCCGGACGUAAAGGGCAUCGCCGUCUCCCUGAGUGUCAUGAUGAACUGGGUGUGCGUGUUCCUGGUCACAUGGCUCUUCGGUCUGCUCAAAGCUGCUGGUGCUGAUGUGCCGUUCUGGUUCUUUAGCACCUGGAUGGCGGUAGCCACUGCUUACGUGGCCAUCGCCUUGCAGGAGACGAAAGGCAAGAGUGCCAGCCAAAUCCAAAGCUGGUUGAGCGGGCGCUGAGGAUCACAUGAGGACUCCAUCCCAUAGUUUAUUAUAGCUGAAUGCCAUUGAACUCGUAGUUGAAUAAGAAGCCAACGCCAAAAGGGUUUGUCACUAUUGCAAUUAUACUUUUGAAUACUUUCUAUAUUUCAUUUCUAUUUACAACAAUUUACAAGCCAUUGAACCUAAACCCAUCGAAAGCCAAGAUAUGUAAUAUUUUUUUAAUGUUAAUACAAUUUGCUUCAGAAUUAAGACGAUAAUGCGCUAAAUGCACAACUUAACUUAUUGAUGUUCCCACAAUGUUCAGUUAAUAUAGAUCAACUAGUUUCUAAGUACCCAUUGUCACCCGAAAAUAUCCAUAUAAGAUUCGAUGGACUUCCACCCUAUGUGCGUGCUCUCCUUUUUGUAUAAACCUCCUUCUGUAUUUAAACAUACUUAAGGAUUGCAAAGACAUAUAACUGAAUUUAUACUUUCGUGUGCUAGUUUUAACUAAUGUACAUAUAUUUGAUAAUAAAAAAAAACUGUACAGCAA